CUGAAAGAGCCAAUCAAGACAAGACCGACCACGGCCACAGCAAUUUCGGGUCUUAAAAACUUUUUAAAAUGAGCUCUUUUUCGGAGGGCGCUUUGACGGAAAAACUUGCUGGAUUGACCAACUCACAGCAAAGCAUUCAAACGAUGUCCUUAUGGCUGAUUCACCACAGAAAACAUGCCAGAAAGAUUGUAAAGAUCUGGAACAUUGAACUCAAGAAAGCAAAGACUAAGAGAAAAUUGGUGUUCAUCUACCUUGCCAAUGAUGUCGUACAGAACGGCAAGAAGAAAGGAGCAGAAUUCACCAAGGAAUUCAGUACAAUUAUCGACCACGCCUUCAGUCAUGUCUUGGAGACAGCAGAAGAUGAAAAGACAAAGAAAGCGUUGGCCAGAGUGCUAAGUGUCUGGGCAGAGAGAAAUGUCUUCAGUUCCCAGUUGCUGUACAAGAUGACUACCCUACUGUCAGGUGAAGCGCCGCCACCAGUCAAGAAAGCCAGACACAGUGAACCUCGCCAUCACCACCACCACCACCGCCACCAUCAGCAUCACCACAGCCAACCCGCCCAAGCCUCCCCGGCCCCGCCCGACUCGGACAGCCAGAACGAGGAAGCGGCCAAGAAGGAGAAGUUUGAAGCGUCAUUCGGGGAGAAGUUUGAGGAGUUGCACGGUUUGCUCGGCGAGGAACAGGACGGGUCGGAAGAGGAAGAAGACGAACACGUCGAUCCUGAAGAUGUGCCGGAGGCUGACGAGAUCAUUCAAGCACUGAAUGACAUGGACAACUCGGCCUCCAGCGAUGCGGUGGUCAGGGAGAAGAUUGCCAAGCUACCCCCAGAGGUGCAAGACGUCAGCCUGCUAGACAAGAUACAAGAAAUGGAACAAGCCGACAGACUCUCCGCCUUGGUCAACGAUGCCUGCUCCCUUCUGGACGACUACAACGUCCGGUUGUCUCUGGAGUUGGAGGACCGGCAACACGUGAUGAGAAUGCUGAAGAAUUACAGAAUCUCACAGCAUCAGAAACUCAAAGAAGCCGAGGAAAAACUCAAGGAUUUCAAAACCAAACACGACAAGGUGACGCUGGUGCGCAAAGACCUGGCGUCCCACAUACAGAACCUCCCAGAUCUGACGUUACUGCCCGAUGUCACCGGCGGUCUGGCACCACUACCCUCUGCUGGGGACCUCUUCUCAGUAUGAGCGGCGAGUCUAGAUACCAGACUAGUAAAGCAUUGUUUGUUAAAAAAAAAAGGUGAAUGGAUAUUGACUACAAGUCAAAUGAACUUAUUGCCCAAGGCACGGGGUAAUGUUUUAGCUACGCAUUGCCACUCAUAAUGCAGUAACACAUAUGAAGAGAAAGCCACAGAAAAUUUCAAUCAAAACCUCUCGGCAUUCUUUUUAUAAGAACAUUUUUUUCACUCAUAAUGUAUUUAUUUGGGAAAAAAAGUUGAGAAAUAUGGUGAAUGUUUCUAAAUGGCUGGUCCUCAUUAUCACAUUUGCUGCAGUGAAAGAUCAUAUUGACACGAGCCAAAAAGUGUACAAUUAAUUUAUUAUUCAUUUUAUCGUUUUCCGAUAAAGGUAAGACCCAAAACAAAGCCUUUAUACACAUGACCCCUACCUGUUAUCUUUCCCCCUGGAUGUGUCAUCCCAGACAAUUUUCUCAUACUUAUGAAGGGAUUAAUUCAAAUUUUUUUAAAAAUGCAGGAAGAAAAUAGGCCAUAAAAUGUGUCACUUGUGUCUCAUUCAUGUUAUUUUAAUUUAUUAACAAUAUGCAAUGAAUGCUGAUGCACAAAAAAUGCAAAACCAUUGCCCACCAACUCCGCCUCAAGGCAUAAAGUCUGUAAUCGAGACACUUUUCAAACAAUGGGCCUAAACACAGUAAUUUUGAAUUCUGAUUUCUACAAGCGUUUAUUGGGGGACAGACCCGAAACUGUAUCACUUUUCAAGCUGAUAUAAAUUGAAAACACAAAUGUACAGAUGUAAGAUAUUAAAGUGACUUUUAAAAUGUUUGGUAUUGUCAUUUAUGUGACAGUUUUGAGCAUGGAAAUAAAAUUUGUCUUACUGGA
This is a messenger RNA of Patiria miniata (bat star), 2053 nucleotides long. It is a transcript of the gene rprd1b, whose product is annotated as regulation of nuclear pre-mRNA domain-containing protein 1B-like. Lineage: Eukaryota; Metazoa; Echinodermata; Asteroidea; Valvatida; Asterinidae. The coding region runs from base 69 to 1187 and encodes 372 amino acids. Gene Ontology annotation, biological process: mRNA 3'-end processing. Gene Ontology annotation, molecular function: RNA polymerase II complex binding. Gene Ontology annotation, cellular component: RNA polymerase II, holoenzyme. The transcript has 7 exons. The record is from RefSeq and is a predicted model, not a curated record.